Molecule: messenger RNA, 1530 nt
Organism: Asterias rubens (European starfish)
Lineage: Eukaryota; Metazoa; Echinodermata; Asteroidea; Forcipulatida; Asteriidae
Product: PH domain-containing protein DDB_G0287875-like
Exons: 6
Coding region: 29-1093 (354 amino acids)
Molecular function (GO): ubiquitin binding
Source: RefSeq, a predicted model, not a curated record
UUGUUGAGAAGCCACACACAAAAACGUCAUGAGUCUAUCCUACGCAAUCGGUUCGAGAACUCAUGCACAGCCGAAGAGGAAAGGAAAAACCCCAGCGUCAAAAACAAAUGAAUCUACGACGACCAGUGGAACUAAAACUAAAUCAACCACAACAACAACAAAAGUAAACACGCCUCCAAAACCCAGAGUAGUCACCCUUGCCACUUUGAAGCAGACAUCGGCAGAUAGAGGCAAAAAGACAACUAAAAUUCACUCCCGGACUCCUAAGAAAACAGCAGCACAGCCUGCAGUGAGAACUCACAAAAUGUGGGACGAAAGGGAGAGCCAAUCUUUGAGUGCAACCGGCAGGAAUCCUAUGUCAGUUCGAGGUGAUAGAAACGCCAUUGCCAGUGGUUAUGCCAACAGAGCGUCUUCUUCUACUACGAACGGUCCUGCAGCUAGGGGCCGACUGCCUGGCGGUGAUGAGUCGCUGAGCCACGGGCAGCCAACUCCUGAUGAAGAGCGACGAGACACCUAUCAACCUAAUGGUGGAUACACUCUUCAUACGCCAAACCCAAAGAAACGAGAACAAUUACAAAACUGUGCAAAUAACGAAUUGGAGAGACUGGCGGCGUACAAAGAGAAGAAGAGAGUUGGUCAUGUCUCCAUCACACCGAGGCGUGUCGGAGGCGCCAAGAUGUCAGAGGAACAGGUCCGCCGGCAGCAGGUUAGAGAACAAGAAAAAAAGAAAUUUGACAAUAUUAGAAAGAGACAACAGUGGGCUGACGAGAAGAAGGCACGAGAAGAUAGAGAGUUUAAUGAAAAGAAGGCCAGAGCUCGAGAACAGACCGAAAGGAACAAACGUAAGGAAGAGCAACGACAGAUGGUUCAGACGAACGACAGACAGCGUUGGUUGGAGCGGGGUGGACUUGAAAAACUAGAAGGUGGAGAAGCAAGAAGAUCUGGUACUAAAGACAAAGAGUUUGAUUCAAAUGAAAGCAGUUUGCAGGGAUUGACGGACAUGUUUCCCUUCAAGAGCCCAGAGAAAUUGAAGGAGAUGCUCCAAGCGGCAAAUGGCGACGUGAAUAAAGUCAUCGAUUGGCUUUCUAAUUGAGUAAUUAAAAGAACAACAAUGGUGACCUUAACAGGCUUCAACCAGAUCCUGAAAAGUCCUUAAUAAGUUCUGAAUUUGAAGAACUAUCAAAAAGUCCUUGAAAUGGUGUCUAAAUUGCCUUGAAUUUUAUUGAAGUUGUUUAUUGAGAUGAUGUUCCCGUCAAAGGAACUUGGCAAACUCCCUCCCUCUCAUACUAACUUAACAAAUCAUGAAACUGUGAUUAAGUAAAUAGUUGACGAUAUUUAUUCUAGUCAUUGUGAAACCAACGGUUAGCUUGGUUGGAUUCAAACUUGUGAAGUUUUUGAGAAGUUUCAGUAAAAUUGGGCAUGAUGAUUCAAGGAGGCAACGGAGGAAAUCGCACUGGUGGUUAAAGGAACACGUCGAGUUGGUUAAAAAGCGUUUUUAACCUCUGGUUAUAAAAUACAUAUGGGUAGAAA